AGAAAUUCAAUUAUCUCUGUCACGAUCAAAAUAUCACCAUGAUGGCCGCUGUAAGCACCACUGACUGGCGUAUUCGCCUCUUCGGUCCUCAGAUUCAGCUCAACCAAAAGAUGGAGAUCAGCGCGGACCAAAUCAACGACAUCGAAGCUCCUCAUGCUCUCCCAACGGUGUCAGUAUCCACUAUCGAAGCCUUUGAUUCCUCCAAGUAUGACUACAUCGCAGUUUUCUUGGGUGCAGACUAUUGCCCUCACUGUAAAGCGUUCGCUCCUACUGUUCACCAAAGUACGAGUGCUCUCGAAAAAAAGCGUUGCAAAGUUGUGUUUGUUUCCAACGAUCGCACCCUCGAAGCUUUUCAUGCCAGUUGUCAGAAAAACCGAACCCUUGACGUCAUGCCGUACGAUCUAGAGAAGACCCAGACCAUGCGUGAUCUGUUUGGCCUCCAAACAAUUCCGGCACUCAUGAUUCUUCGCAACAGCGGUUUCGACCAGGAAAACCCGACCGUCCUCAGCAACGGCCGUCAAGCCUUGGUGGCUGAUCCUCAGGGAGCCCAGUUCCCGUGGAGUUCAGACUCUCCUUCCAGCACGAUUACCGGUACGAAGAAAGCGUCCUCCAUUUCGGCUUGGGAGAGGCUCUGGAUCCAUGGCAAAUACGGAAACUGGUGGGAGCUCGGCCACCAUUCCAACCCGGAAAAGCCAGACCAGAUCUACAUGGAUGAACACGCCGUCCGGAUUCGUGCCGGCAUUUUAAACACUGUCAGCUGGGUUGCCAUUAUCAACAUUUUCUUUUGGAAGGAAUCCCUCAUGCUCUACAUUCUUUAUCCUAUUGUCGCUUGGGAGUUUAUCCUGAGUUCCUUCACUGGUUUAACGCCCUUGGCUCCUAUUGGAACGCUUUCAACGUUGCUGGCCAUCGUACUGCAACCCGAGCCACACUGGAAGCCUGCUAAGCCCAAACGAUUCGCAUGGAUGAUUGGACUUAGCUUAGCCACAACCUGCCUCAUUAUUUUCCUAUUCCGCAAGGAACUCGGUCCGGACCUUUACCGCCCACUCAUGGGUGCCGUGGCCUUUACGUGCAAUGCUGCUACAUGGUUGGAAUCGUCGGCCGGUUUCUGUAUUGGCUGCUAUAUCUACAAUACCUUUUUGGUGCCUAUGUACAAUUUGGAGGAAUGCAGUGAGUGCAAACUGUAA
Messenger RNA from Phaeodactylum tricornutum CCAP 1055/1, 1184 nucleotides. RefSeq lists its product with no specific name. The transcript has a single exon. The record is from RefSeq and is a predicted model, not a curated record. The coding region runs from base 39 to 1184 and encodes 381 amino acids. Lineage: Eukaryota; Bacillariophyta; Bacillariophyceae; Surirellales; Neidiaceae.